AUGAAUUUCCGCGUGUCCUGGUUGUCGGUCGGCGCGCUGCUGGCUACAACAACAAAUGUCUGUGCAUCACCAAUCGAUAUGUUGAACCUAAUAGCCCCCAAAGCCACGCCUGUUCCAUCAAGCGACACCGGCGACGUCAAAUCACAACCUGCCUUAUCACCACGACGCUAUUCCUACGGCAACGACGACUACGGCGAUGAUGGCAAUUCCACCCGGUCAAUACUCAUCGGGGUAAUGAUUCCAGUUGCGGCUAUCAUAAUUUGCGUGAUUGUAGUUUUGGCCGUCAAAGCUCGCAAAGGGGAACCCCGAAUACCCGCUACAAUUGCGAGGGGUGUUCUCCCUUUAAAUAAUCCCAAUAAUCGCGCCCAGAGAACGAGUAUCAACCAGCCUCGACGGCCACCGACCGCUACUCUGCCUCCAUAUACACCCGGGAAUACGACGACAAGAUCUGCCCCGCCUGAGCCCGCGAUAACAGCAGUCCGUGCUGCCCAGGCUGUCUCUGCAGACCCCGGGCAAACGACAACGAGAACUGCUCCGCCGCUGGUGCCGAUGAUCAUGAUUCCUGCGCCGAGUUAUACUCCAGGUACAACUACUACAACACCUAGACCUGAGACACCUGCCGAUACAACAUCCAGCCCUAUGAGAUCUACCGCCGCACUGCUUCCGACGAGAACAUCCUCUCCCCGCCCCUCUAGCGAUACAGCAUCUAUAUCUCCCCCUGAUACCACGACCUCCAUGACGACUGCUUCCAGAACUACAACCAGGGCCGCUCCGCCUCCUCCUCCGGAUCGAGUUGGAACGCCACCGCCGCCAUAUUCGCGGGAUCCGGUAUAA
Molecule: messenger RNA, 834 nt
Organism: Aspergillus puulaauensis
Lineage: Eukaryota; Fungi; Ascomycota; Eurotiomycetes; Eurotiales; Aspergillaceae
Exons: 2
Coding region: 1-834 (277 amino acids)
Source: RefSeq, a predicted model, not a curated record